ACUUUCUGCCUUUGCAAUCUGCAUUGCCAGAUCUGACAAACAAUUACAGGCGCAGGUUGCUUCUCCGAUGAAGUCCUAAUCGGUCGGAGCGGCGGGGCUCCAACGAAUCACUGCCGUCGUUUUCUGAAAGAGUAUCGGAAUCCAGUAAAUGUUGCAUUUCCGAGUUUUGUAUUCAAGGUUUUUCUUGUAAGAGAGAGUUCUUGUAUCCCUGCACGCUUGUGUCUCGUGAGUUCGUCGCGUCUUGCUUUACCUUUUUGUUUAUGCGUUUCUACCUUGUUGGAGUUGGACGUAGGUCGCGCAGCAUUGUUGCCGGAAACCGGCCAUCCUACUCAGCUCUAACGGUCAGCAAGAAUUCCUGAUACUUGAAAAGCAAAGUGAGUCUGAUUAGAAUGGCAUUGGUGUUUAAGCAAAUUUUGGAGAGCAUAAUGGGAUUUUCCAAUGUUUUGGGGCGUGAAAAAUGUGAAAGUUACUUCCUUUUUCAUGGUGAAGUGAUUCUUAGUGAUGGAUUCCGAGCUGCAUUAUAUUUUCUUGGUCUUGCUUACUGUUUCAUUGGCCUGUCAGCUAUAACAGCCCGUUUCUUCCGGUCAAUGGAGAAUGUUGUGAAGCACACACGGGAGGUGGUAUAUAUUGAUCCUCAGACAAAAGCUGAAAUUAUUAGAGAGGAGAAGGUUUGGAAUUACACUAUUGCAGAUGUUACCCUUCUGGCCUUUGGGACUAGCUUCCCUCAAAUAUCCUUAGCUGCUAUUGAUGCCAUUAGAAACAUUGGGGACUUGUAUGCUGGAGGUCUUGGUCCUGGAACCCUUGUUGGUUCUGCUGCAUUCGACCUUUUUCCCAUCCAUGCUGUAUGUGUUGUAGUCCCAAAAGCUGGAGAAUUGAAAAAGAUAUCAGAUAUUGGUGUAUGGCUAGUGGAGCUCUUUUGGUCCUUCUGGGCUUAUGUUUGGCUGUACAUAAUUUUGGAGGUAUGGACCCCAAAUGUGGUUACAAUUUGGGAGGCCUUAUUGACGGUACUACAGUUUGGAUUACUUCUUAUACAUGCUUAUGCUCAAGACAAGCGUUGGCCAUACCUAUCACUCCCUUUAACAAGAAGUGAGAGGCCGAAGGAAUGGGUGCCAGAAGAGGCUAUUAGACAUGAUAAAAAUGAGUAUGAUGAGCACUCUGAGACAAUUCCCAUUGGUGAAGAUGAAAAUUGGAACAUUGUUGAUAAUUUCUCCAUUCAUUCAGUAGAUAGAAAAGCAUAUCAAGAGGUACCUGGAAGUGAAGAUGCAGCUGAGACCUCACACAAAAUAAAGAACCCUCAUGUAUUUCAACUAUGGAAAGAGCAAUUUGUGGAUGCACUCAUGUUGGAAACCCCAGCAUCAAGGAAGUUGAACAAUAAAGGUCUAUGGCUAGCUAGUAUGUUUUGGCAAUUGCUCCUUGUACCAUGGAAGCUUCUAUUUGCUUGUGUGCCUCCCUAUCAUAUUGCUCAUGGUUGGAUUGCCUUCAUUUGCUCUCUGCUUUUCAUUAGUGGGAUAGCUUACAUUGUGACAAAGUUGACAGAUCUUAUAAGCUGUGUAACAGGUUCCCCUUUGGUGAAAAUCAAACUUCUACCAUUCUCUUUGUAGUUGAUGAAUAUGCUUUUUGCCUAAAUUCUAGCCAGUAAAACUCACUCUUUUUAUCUUCUAUUUUCCUUCAGGAAUAAAUGCUUAUGUCAUAGCAUUUACAGCACUAGCUAGUGGCACUUCAUGGCCAGACUUAGUUGCGAGUAAAAUUGCUGCUGAACGUCAACUAACAGCAGACUCUGCUAUUGCUAACAUCAUCUGCAGCAAUUCAGUGAACAUUUAUGUAGGUAUUGGAAUUCCAUGGCUGAUAGAUACUGCAUACAACUUCAUUGUAUAUAGAGAAGCAUUGCACAUACAAAAUGCAGAGGGACUCAGCUUCUCUCUGCUUGUGUUCUUCUGUACCUCUGUAGGCUGUAUUGGAGUCUUGGUGUUACGGCGUCUUACACUUGGGGCGGAGCUUGGAGGCCCCAGGAUUUGGGCAUGGAUUACAUUUGUGUACUUCAUGCUUCUUUGGAUUAUUUUUGUUGUGCUCUCUUCCCUCAAAGUUUCAGGCAUCAUAUGAAAAUAAUAAUAUCUUCCUCGUAUUUUUUUGAUCAAUCAUGCUUCAAAUAUUUAGUUUUCCUCCCCUCAUACAUACACAUCAU
Messenger RNA from Rubroshorea leprosula, 2182 nucleotides. Lineage: Eukaryota; Viridiplantae; Streptophyta; Magnoliopsida; Malvales; Dipterocarpaceae. The record is from the annotation of a GenBank genome assembly.